AAAAUCCCCCCACAGGCAGAUAGAAGAAGCAAGAUAAGUAAGGAAGAAUGUGGCUCUUAACGUGCGCCUUAUCUGGUUAUCCUACGCAUCCUGUUCGAACUUCCAUUCCAACGGUUACCGUUCGCUCUUCCUCUCGCUUCUCUAUUCCUCUCAAUCCGUUCGUUCCAGAGGUUGUAGAAGCUGUGGACGCAUUGCAUUCAGAGUUCAGAGACGUUGAUAAUUUGGUUGCAUACAAUACCACACGUGUCCUUAAAGCUUUUCACAAUGCUCGACUUGGAUCUCAUCACUUUGGUGGUUCCACUGGUUAUGGUCAUGAUGAAGCUGGUGGCCGUGCAGCUCUUGACCAGGCUUUUGCACAAAUUGUUGGAGCCGAAUCAGCUAUUGUUCGUUCACAGUUCUUCUCAGGUACUCAUGCCAUCACAUGUGCUUUAUUUGCCCUCCUUAGGCCGGGAGAUGAGCUUUUGGCAGUUGCUGGUGCUCCUUAUGACACAUUAGAGGAAGUAAUUGGGAAAAGGGACUCUGGUGGUUUGGGUUCCCUCCAGGAUUUUGGGGUGAAAUACCGAGAAGUUCCGCUUGCUGAGGAUGGUGGACUUGACUGGAAUGCACUGAUGCAUGCUGUCAAACCCGAAACAAAAUGCGCACUCAUACAGAGGUCAUGUGGUUAUUCAUGGCGUAAGAGUUUGAGUGUUAACGACAUAGGGAGAGCGAUAAAAAUGAUCAAAAUGCAAAAUCCUGAGUGCUCAGUCAUGGUGGACAAUUGUUAUGGUGAAUUUGUGGAAAGCAUUGAGCCUCCCAUGGUGGAUGCAGAUUUGAUGGCUGGCAGUUUGAUCAAGAAUCCUGGUGGAACAAUUGCACCUUGUGGUGGAUAUGUUGCUGGGAAAAAGAAAUUGGUUGAAGCAGCUGCAGCGCGUCUUUCUGCACCCGGGCUUGGUGUGGAUUGUGGUUCAACUCCCGGUGAUAUCAUGAGAGCCUUUUUCCAGGGAUUAUUUCUUUCACCUCAAAUGGUUGGGGAGGCAAUCAAGGGUUCCUUCCUGAUUGCUGAAGUUUUGGCAUCUAAAGGAUAUAAAGUGCAGCCACUCCCUCGUGUCCGCCGAUGUGAUACUGUUCAGGCCAUACAGUUGGAAAGCCGUCAGCGUCUCCUCGCUUUCUGCGAGGCUGUUCAGAGAAGCUCACCUGUGGGGUCAUACACCAAACCAGUUGCAGGUAUCACUGCUGGAUAUGCAUCGGAGGUGAUCUUUGCUGAUGGAACCUUCAUUGAUGGGAGUACAAGUGAGCUUUCAUGUGAUGGACCUCUUAGAGAGCCAUUUGCUGUAUUUUGCCAGGGGGGCACCCAUUGGACUCAAUGGGGACUAGUCCUAGGCGAAGUUUUGAAAUCUAUAUGAUAGAAUAUUGGAAUCUAAAUUUCAAUAAGUUCAUACUACAUUUUUUUUUAAUCUUCGGAGGACAAUAUGAUUGGUGCAAAUACAAUUAGGAGUGAACAAGAAUUGUUUACCGACCGAAUGCCAAACUAAUCGUGAUCAAAUCUGGUGCAGCGGGGGAGUUGAUGUGGAUUUUGGAUUUUUGGGUGAGGAAAAUAGAGUUUAAAACGGUUAAUUGUGGUCAGGUUCUCUUAUGGAUAUUUCAAAAUCAAUGGUCAAAUCAACCAAGAUUAUAACAUCAACGAGGCUUGCUUCUUCUUUUUAAAUUGAAGAGAUGAUAUUUCAAAUCAUGUAUGUCAUGUGUAACAUCCAGAAAAAGAUCAUCAUCAAGCUUCUAUGGCUUUCCCAUUAUUAGGUCUUUUAAGGUAGCAUAGCAAUCUCCCCCAAAACCUCUCUGUAAGGUGUGCCUGGGUCUUUUUUGGAUCUUAUGAACUGGAGUUGAAACUUGGGAAUUUUGAGAUGAUUUCUUGUUUUGCAUGUAUAAUUAGAGAAUGUUGAUGGUGGAUAUUUUGUUAGAGUAACAUAUUUAAGUGAGUAUGAAUGGAAGAGGUCAAAAGGAUAAAGGAAGUGUAUCAUGUAUGUUGUGUAUAAGAAAUAAGAAUACAAAUCUUCUUUUAAGUUUAUAUA
This is a messenger RNA of Cicer arietinum (chickpea), 2045 nucleotides long. RefSeq lists its product as uncharacterized. The record is from RefSeq and is a predicted model, not a curated record. NCBI's taxonomy places the organism in Eukaryota, Viridiplantae, Streptophyta, Magnoliopsida, Fabales, Fabaceae.